Messenger RNA from Dentiscutata erythropus, 1239 nucleotides. The record is from the annotation of a GenBank genome assembly. NCBI's taxonomy places the organism in Eukaryota, Fungi, Glomeromycota, Glomeromycetes, Diversisporales, Gigasporaceae.
AUGUCUGACAAUUAUGUAUUCGAUCUUUCUGAUAUUGAAAUAAGCAGUUUAGCUAACACUUUUAUAAAUGCUUUAAUGCUUGUUGACGAGCCAAAAUGCCCAGAGAUCCCUACCGUUGAAUAUUUGAAACUCCACUAUUACAUUGAUAAAUCAUAUAAAGGGAAUAUAUUACCUUAUAAUAAAGAGACACAACUCUCAUUACGUUUAGAAGAUGAAAAGGUCUCAUUACCUUCUCUUAUAAAAGAAGAUGAUGUUUAUGACCUUGUUCAAAAAUUGAACAAUAUUUCUGUUUCUGAGAAUCAGAGUUAUACUGCGGGAAUAGUUAUUCAAUUAGUGACUCGAUUUUUAGUGUAUUCUUUAAAAUUUCGUAGAUGUAUGUCUGCUGUUCCCAAUGAACGUCUUGCUUCAGCUGUAUCGGCUUUGUCGGAUUAUAGAAGUGCUUUGUUAGAUCUUGCAAAUCCUUUUACGACUUUACCGUGUAAUGUUCUUAUUACUGAUUUCUUAGCAAAGACUCAAGAUUUAUUAAAAUUACCUUUUAACCCGUAUACCGAUCCGACUAACGAUGUAAAAGCUGCUAUUAGUGGUAUUUCGCCCUUUCAAAUAACUGGUGGCGCAAUUCAGCCUUUUGAUAAUGAAGCUAGUUUUAUCGAAAAUUUAUACCGUCAAGCUGCUGGUCAAUAUAAAACAUUUGAUAAAGCUUCUCAUAUUGCUGGGUUUAUUACACCUUUUGGAUUUAAAGAGUAUAUACGUCAUAGAAUUCCUAUGAAACGUGUAAUUAAUGGAGCGUACAUCUGUUAUGUGGAUCCUCUGAACAAAACUUACUAUUAUACUACACUCGUUCUUGAUGAAUUUCGGUUUAAAAUUCUAAAAAAUCUUUUAAUUUAUGAAAUUACCUCCGGAAAAGCUGCGUAUAUACACAGUGCUUUGUAUUUUUAUAUGAGCAUGUGUACAAGUGAAGAAGACUUUAAUUUAAUGAAAGAGUACGGCGUUAUUUCUUGGGGCUUUCCAAUGAAAGGCUAUGAAAAAUUCCGGGAAUUAAUGGAUGAAUUAUUAAACAUGAUGUAUUGUUGGAAAUUUUCGAAUACAUGGUCUUGGCAUUCUGAAAUGGUUAAAAUCGCAAAAUUUAAAGUUAAAAAACAAGAUUCUUCUAAUUGGAAUGAUUUUGCUGAAACUUGUUAUACUGGAGGUUUAUUAAAGCAAGUGGUUGCUUCGGCUUUUUUUAAAAGUCUUUCAACAUAA